GGGCUCCCCCGCGCGGCGCCUGACUGGGAAAGGCGGGCGGCUGUGGCGGGGUCGCGCUUUCCCCCGUUUCCUGGCGUGUUCCCGGCGUGGGCUAAUCCACCGGAUCCGUCGUCUCACCUUGCGAGCGCUGCAGUGGUUCAAUAUCUCUGAAGAUGCAGGAAAUCCAUCAACUACCCAGGUGUCAAACGCACGCAACUGGGCAAUCCAGCACUCCCCAGUCUGCCAGGCAUCACUUUCAGGACCCAGAUGGUGGCAGUCUGGAUCAAGCUGGGUAUGCCUUGCAUCAAGGAAGAAGGUUAGAAGAAUUCCAAAUCAGAUUUCUAGAACGGAAAUUCUUCUAUUUGUGGGCAAAAAAGACAUUUGGACAAGUUCUGCCUUCCAAAGCCAGAUGCUUUUAUGACCAGAAGACUAUCCAAAAAACUUUUGGAGAGUGGAAGGAGUGGUGGAGUGUUUGCAGAGAAAGGAAGCUCACACUCAGAGCAGCCAGCCAUCACAGGCGUUUAGUCCAUAGUUUGAUAUUCAAGGCUUGGAGAGCCUAUGUGUGCCAGCAGCAGGGAAAGAGGAACAAAUAUUAUGUUGCAGAGGCUCAUGCGAAGAAGCAAACGUUGCUCAGGACCUGGCAGUGCUGGCUGGCUUAUGUUGACGUUCAAAGGACAAAGCGGGGGAUGCAGUGUGUGGCACUGGCAGCCAGAGAAAGAAGCUGUUUGCGUGUAUCGUGGGCAGUGUGGAGAAAGCGGCACUACCAGAACUGCACUGGACGUAAAAUGAAUGUUUUGGCUCUACAGCACUGGGCCCAGAGCCUGCAAUUUCGAGCUUGGCUGCAGUGGCGAGAGCUGUAUUUACACAGUCAGAACGACAAGCAGAAGGAGACUAGAGCAGUAACUCACCAUCGGCACCGGCUGCUGAAGAGGUGCCUGGAUGCGUGGCUGGGACACUUAAACCUCCACAGAGCAAAGAAACAUUGGGAUGAGCUGGCCCGGGAGCAUCACCAAAGCAGGAUAGUCUGGCAGUGUUUCUCCGAGUGGCGUCUGUCAUGGGAGUGCAGGAGAAAACUGCACGCUCACCGAAAGGACGUUGAAAAACGAGCAGCAAGGGUUGCCUUACAGAGAGCCUUUGCACACUGGAAGCACUAUGUGGUACUGUGUGUGGAAGAGACUCGCCAGGGCGAGCUGGCUGAAAAGCACUACAAGCGUCAUCUGUUGAAACUUGGGUUGAAGGGUCUUUGGCAAAAUGUCAUGAAUGCUCAUCUUCAGCAAAUGAGAAAGAAUCUGUCAUACCGUCAGCAUCAAGUUACAGUGCUGCAGAAGUUCUGGAACCGUUGGAAGUCACGUUUGGAAGAGAAGGAGGAAGAGCAGCAGCAGGCCUUAACAUCAGUGGCUCAUGCCCGUUACAGGAGGGUGUUGAUGAAACAGGUAUUUGACACGUGGCUGCUGAAGGCCUGCAAGCAGCAGGAAUACCGAAUGGGAGAGAAGAGGGCUGUACUUCAUUUUGAAAGGCAACUAUUGCGUUGUUCCUGGUGCUUGUGGCGUAGAAAAACAGCUGUGCAUUUGGAGGAGCAAGAGAGCUUGGUUCGUGCAAGAGAUCACUACAGGAACCUGCUGCUGCUAAAGGCUUUUUGUCUGUGGAAGAAAAAUACUCAGGAGAGAGAAACAGAGAGGCUCAAGGAGAUGCAAGCUUCAAGAUUUCACUAUUCAAAGUGUCUGCAGCAGUCUUGGAACAAGUGGAGGGAGUAUGUGAAUCAUCAACGUGAGAAAUGGAGGAAGUUGGUGCAAGCAGAUGUGCACUACCAGCAGACAUUACUGGGCAAGACCUUGGCAGCUUGGAAGAGUUACCAACAUAACGUACAGUGCAUUCUAUACCAAGUAGCUGAGAAGGAGCAACGGCACACUAGGCUGCUGCUGCGACAGGUUCUGUGUAUGUGGAGAGAAAAUGCCCUUGCUCUUAGGUGUGAAGCCAAGGCAACUACUUGUGCAGAGGAGCACUACAGGAGAGCAAUCUUGGCAAAGGUGUUGCUGCAGUGGAGAUGCGCUGCCUCGCUACAGGGGUGUUACCGUCAGCAGAAGAUGACAGCUGUGAUGGAGGCCAGGAAACACCUGGAGACAGUGCAUUUACAGACCCUGUUUCUUCGCUGGAAGAAAUUAACUUGGGAGUGUCAGGUGCUGAGGGCUCAGCAGCACAGGGCAGUGCAGCACCACCAGCAACACCUGCUCCAGAAGUACCUGGUGAAAUGGAAGAAGUAUCAUCAGCGGUGCCUUGGGAAAAUGCUACUGCGGAGAAAAGGAGAGCAGCUAAUGACUCACAGACUUUGCUCUGCUUCCUUCUCUUGCUGGAAGGCACGGCUCCUGCAGCAGCGAUGGGAACAGCGGAAGACAGUGCAAGUGUUGUGGCACUGGUCCCUGUCGUUGCAGAGGAAGGUAUUUGAUGCUUGGUUUAGAUUCGCCAAGGGACAACAGCAGAAGAAAGAUCACACUGAAAAAGCCGUGGGAGUUGACCACACUGCUUCUCUGAAAGAAGGUGUAACCCCGGUCUGGAAAGCUGCCAGUGACACGAAACAGAAGCAAGUGACAUGUAAAAUGCCUGAUGUUAGGCCUGAGACAAGAGGACAUUCAGCAGAUGAAGAGCCAUGGCUUUCAAAAUACAGUUAUCUGCCAUUUCACCUUGCUGAUGGGGACUCAGUUCUCAGUGAUCUAAAUGCUAUUCGACGAGCAAGGUUACCACCACGGAGGCCUGACUUCCUUCUGGAAUCUCUGGAAAGCAAGGAACUGCUGAUACCUCCUUUUACUAGAUCAGAGGUGCCCUUUCAGCAAACAUCUGUGAACAAAUGUUCUGCGCACACAGGGAACUUAGUGCCAGUGCCUCAAAGGGAAGAAAGCACCUGUAAAUGUCUGCCUCAAACAGGAAAUGCCACCCAUCCCUAUCCAUCUCUCAUACGUGCUGCUCUCCCGUCUGUACCACCACGCAAUGUGCACCGUGCUGUUCAGAGGCCAGAGCUACGGUCUCCUUUAUCCUUCAUGUCCCAAAUGGAAGUUGGAGUGGAAAUGAGAGGAGCUCAGCGUGUGAGCAGUCACAAAGGAGCCCAUUCCCAAGACCCUCAACAGGACUCUGUGGAGAAGUUGCAACCAAACUUGCAGCCACAUUUUCCAUCACCUGAAGACUCGUUGAGAAAAUGGAGUCACCAAACUGCAGCUGAAGGGGAAGAAAGGGAGCACAGUUCCAGAGAAGAAAUGAUAUUAGAGAGAAGGCUGGAAGUUGAACUCCGACACAUCCAACAGCAGAUGCACUACUACUUCAGCAGGAAGCAAGAACUCAAGUCCUGUGAGCAGCAGGCACAGAUUCUACAGAAGUGGCUAGAAACGAGCACACAAGCAGAGGAUGAAGACAGUGUGCAAGGAGUUCAGGAAGAAUUGGAUCAGUUGCAGGUGAGGAUCAACACUCUCACCAAAGCACAGCCAAAAGAUAGACAACAUGUGCAGAACCUGCUUGCCCGUCUGCGUGAUAUCCAGAUUGCUCUGGAUAUAUAAUGCAUCUGAACCAGUUUUCCAGCUCACAGAAAGCUGCCAACUACUACGUUCCUCACCUGGUCAAAGUAGAUGCGGAUAGAGCCCACAUUUGUUGCUCCAACAGCUGUUAAAGAGAAAAACCCGUGUUUCCAGUCCCCUGUAAGGACAACCCGUUCAUUGUGGCAGAACAGUUCCUUGAUCCAACGAGCAACUCCGGGAUUCACAGACAUCAGAGAGCCUGCAAUUGUCAGAAAAUAUUCAAGCUAAGUUGUCUGUUUUGUAGCAGUACUGUGAUGCCAUCUGAAUGGUUGCCAUCUGAUAGACCCUAAAGAGAGAUCAGGCUAACGACAAAGGCAGAGCCAGUCCCUAAGCUCAGCCCUGAUGGACAGAAUUGAAAGAAACCUAUUAAGCACAUAAGAUCUGUCUCACAAAAGGCUACAGGCUACUAAAAGGAAGGUAAAUAAACUUCUUACAGCUUAGGAACAGGUUUCACUGGUUAACUAUCAAGCGCAUGAGAGCAGCCCUUUCCAGUUCUCUUUGGUAAAUGCACAGAAGUGGUUAUUGAGGCUGUGGCUGAAAACCAAGUAGGUAGCUAUUGCUUUUCUCCCAUUAUGUAGCAUGAGACUGCACAAGUGGCAUGUCGCACUCAGCAGUGGUUCAUAUCGGUGCUUCCCUCCAUAGCUGCUCUGCGUUUGUGUUCUAGGAACAGAAACAUACCUGGGAAGUGGCGGCGGUGUGACACCCUCCAGUCGGUGGGGGAGUGGAAGCAGUGAUAAUCCCCUGGUGCAAGGUAGAUCACACAGUGAUAGAGCUCAUUCCCCUCCUUGGUCACUAGUUGUUGCUGAAAAGAGUUACGAGGUGGGGCUGCAAAAAAAAAACCCAAAAAAAAAGCAAAGAAAGGAGUUAGAGCUGUUGUUCAUGCAGUCAUCUACCAUAGCUGAGCAGUCUGCAUUAGAACCAGCACUAAUAGCAGAGGGCUAAAUGCAGUCCUUGUGUAUUGUUUGGACUACAAGAAGAUAGAUGUCGUCCAGGAAUCCAAUAUUUCAAAGUGUUAUUUUCCCUUUACAACAAAAUCCUUAAGUUUUGGAGUUUCCCCUUCCCUAAACAGAACAGCAGAAAUUGAUAUCCAGUGAAAUGGAAUUAUUCUUAAAGCUACCUUUUCAAGAACAGGAUUUUUCUCAAAGCAACUCUUUUAAGAACAGAAUUUGUGAAGAGUCCCUAGCUUUAUCAAAUGACAAUAGGGUUAUUUUCAACAUGAGCACAAAUGCAUCUGUUUGCAGAACUCGGUCUCUCCAGUCCCCUCGCCAGUUUAGCAAGAUGUGCUGGCUCCAUUUAAACUCAUGGCCUUGGAGAGGGGCUGGAGGUGCAGCAGAGCCGUGUAACACAUCACUACAAGUACAGUGCUUGCGCAUCGAUCUUGUUAGGAAGCAGCUUAUAUAAUUUUUGCUAACCAGGUGCUUGGGUGCAGCUCAGUCUGACAGCAGGAGUGCUACAGCCUCGCUACACUGGCAGAUCUCACAGUCAAUUCUAAUUGUCAAUAUAUAAAAAGGAACUAAGAAAUUAAAUUCAGAUAAUCAGAAUGAGCCAGACAAGACAGUAUAAAGCCACUGGUGAGAAAGAAGAACUAGAAUAGUGACAUGUUUAUUCCCAAAUAAAACAAAAAACAGAUCUUUUCUUCCUGACAAUGUAGUAAUAGAGGGAAAAAAAAAAAAUAAAAAUGUAAUCUUCUUUUCUUGUGAUCUCUGAGAACACUGAGCGAGCAGAAUAAAUGCAGAACUGAUGCAGAACUCACCCUGGCUAAAGCGCAGCUCCUCUCUGCUGAUUCGCGGUCCCAAGAAAGAUUCCAGAGAAUACGUGACCCCUUUUACUUGCUCUACUUCACAGUUUUUCACCUGUCCAAAAUUAAGGAUCUUUCCAUCAGAAGGACUAAUCUACAGUGAAGAGAAAAAGAAUGGCACUCCUUAGGAAUUGAUGCAUUCCUCAUCCUCCCAUCACCACAGAAAGCCGACACGUUCCCCUGCGGGGUGAGGGGAAGCUGGUCGUGUAGCGUCAAAUCUUCAUUUCCUUCUACUCACCACACUGUGCACGCAGCAGACCGGCCGCGCUUGCGGUUUCAGCUUCCUGCGGAAGAACUCGCUGAGGUUCCUGUAGUGGUGCAGAUCUUCAACAGCCGCCUCCUUCAUGUUCACGCCGAACGUCCAGAUGUACAGGCUGUAAACGGGCUUCCGCAGCCACGUGGGCAGCUCCACCUGGUUCAGGCGACCCCAGGCUCGCGAGAGCAGGCGAGUCGGUACCGAUUUGUACAGAGCAACCUAAAGGCAGAAAAAUGGCAGCACGCCGUUCAGUUCUGCCCGCUGAUGGCUUUUAUCUUGCUUCUCCCCAUAACAGAGAAAGGAUGAAACUCUUCCUGCCACCUGCUCCCUUGAAUUCAGGGGGUUACACCACACAGAGUAGCCUUUAAGUCAGGAAAACAUCAACACUGCACUUCAUCCUCCCUCCAUUCUGAUGAGAGCAAAUGAGGGACAGGAUGGAACUUAAUACAAUCUUACACUGAAGUGAGAGUCUCUGCUCGCCUGCAGGCUGAAGCUCCACAUUCAAGUUACUGGAAACUACCCCAGUGUGAGGCUUACAGAAUAAACAAGACAUUUCACAUAUACUACUAGAACACUCACCAGAAAUGUUUAACAUUAUCAAUAUAUUCAUUUUUGUGAAUAACCAAAUGAAAAUUGACUGAAAAAAUAAUUUCUUGGUGUUUGAUGACCUGCUUCUCAGAUGCAUCUACUAAUGAGGGUGCUUUCCACAUCCCAGUAGUACCCUGCUCUAAUCAUACUAGUACAAUUAAAGAAACAUACCACUGUGGAUAAAGCUACAGCAGUAUAAAUUUACACCAGCCUUACUCCUCCUCUAGUAACAAUACAAGUUGCUAAUCGCAAAAGUAUAAAGUGCCUUUAUUCCUGUAGAAAUAUACCUUUGGACUGACACCAAAGCCUAAGCUUUCAGAGCAACAAAACCAAAUGAAGCCAUAUUGGUAAGACAUACAUGCUGUUGAUAUAAAUGGACAGAUGACUGUGUCUUCCUGUCAGUAAUUCAGCAGGGGACUCUUCUGGGGUUUGUGGUAAGUAGCAGCAGCCAAAAAGGUGGUGUGACCAUGAUGUCAUCGGGGUGUGGGUGUGUGUGGGCCAAGGGAACUGAACCUUCUGAAACCAGUUUUGCAAAAUAAUCCAUGACCUGCUCAGCUACAUUUAACAUUUAAAGUUAUGGAGUCAUUUAUUCUCAAUAUUAAUUAUAUCCUUCACAAUUAAGUCUUGCUAAAUACAGCCAUAAACACAAACAGAAGAACGCACUGGCUGAGAGCCCACCCAACAUAUCAAACACAGCAGAUUAAGCUUUCACUCACAAAUCACUGUCCUGCAUCACAUUAAAAUACAGUGAUAUUUCAGGAAGAAAACACCAAUGUAAUCUUCAGAUAAAAACUUCUAAAACAACAGUACUUAGGUUACGUAAGCUGAAGUACUGAAGCAAAAAUGUUUUGCUAUUUGACAUGCCUUAUACAGCAUUCAUUUCUAAAAUCAGUUUUGCUCAGUUUUCCAGAAACAAGGAGAAUAUGCUGAUAUAACUGUGAAAUCACAAAAAAUGUCAAAAGCGAUAUUUCCUAGUAUCCACCCCUCUUCAAAAGAGCCUGGUUUUCAGGUUGAUGGGGUCAAACAGAACAGUUCAAUGAAACAGUCUUAAGAAUGGCAAUUUUCUUGUGUUUUCAUUUUAAAUAUCUGUGUGGUUGUUACAUUCUGCAAUAGCAUAAUGUGUGAGGAGAACAAUCAUGUACAAGGCAUCCUGCACCCCGUGCUCUGCAACAGAGCAGAGAUUUGCAUAUUGUGUGGACAGGCUGGAUUACAAACACUCAACGAACUUUCAGAACAAACCCUCUCUGUGCAAAAAUGGCAAAAAGCAACAGACCAUUCCAAUGUGGCCAGGAACGGGAACUUGCAAAGAGGUUUGGCCUGCCUUAUCCCAGCCCUGAUACUUUGCAGUGACUGAAUUAAUUCAAACGCUUCUGUUGAUUCUGCUGGGUAGACCCCUGACUCUUAGAGGACAAAGACUUGCUCUGCUACUGAAAAAAAAAGCACUUUUCUGUGAAACGAUUGGUCAACACAACUAUGAACAGCAAAACCUAAAGGGAAACGUGAACUGCAUCUCUGCUUUCACACCAGUGAUGAUCACCCUGUUCCGUACUAAGGAUUUUCCACCCAGUUGCUGGUAUAAAACAGCCAACGCACGCGAAGCGCAAGAGACACCUGCUGACACUUACCCUGCUCAUAGGCCUCCAUCCCACUCUGGUCAAGGGUUUAAGAGCACCGAAAGGCAGAAGAUAAUAGAGAAUAGUCAGAGGCCAAGAACGGAGUUUCAGAGCAGGCCUAGACAUACAGCUCAGCUGGCCCAACCUUCGCCUCAGGGCCAGCUGGGGAAAUUGCAACCUGCAAGAUCACAUACACAACAUCAGGGUCAGCCAUCGCAGCGUCAGAACCACCAGCAUCCUGACUUAAAUCCUGGCUGGGGAGCGUCCUCCCCACGCUGCUGAAAGCAGGAUGCAACUGGGAUACAGCUACGUGCGCACACAAACUGCGAGUGGUACGCUCUGGCUGCUCUGCACAGCUCGCUCUCUUGUUGGAUUACACCAUACGAGGGAUGAACUAUUAAAUAGUGUCUAUGUUCCAAGAUGGAAAAAAGCUGAGAAAUUAAAAGGAAAUUUUCUUGCCAA
Messenger RNA from Columba livia (rock pigeon), 8256 nucleotides. It is a transcript of the gene SFI1, whose product is annotated as SFI1 centrin binding protein. The record is from RefSeq and is a predicted model, not a curated record. Gene Ontology annotation, molecular function: phosphatase binding. The transcript is spliced from 31 exons. The coding region runs from base 153 to 3521 and encodes 1122 amino acids. Lineage: Eukaryota; Metazoa; Chordata; Aves; Columbiformes; Columbidae.